Lentinula edodes (shiitake mushroom) is the source of this 717-nucleotide messenger RNA. RefSeq lists its product as uncharacterized. The record is from RefSeq and is a predicted model, not a curated record. Lineage: Eukaryota; Fungi; Basidiomycota; Agaricomycetes; Agaricales; Omphalotaceae. The transcript is spliced from 11 exons. The coding region runs from base 1 to 717 and encodes 238 amino acids.
AUGUGGCAGUACCUCAUUUUCAGCUUUGAGAAAUUAGAAAUCAUGGUGGAAGUUCUCCCGACAGUUGCAGUAACAGUUGCAAUGACCGCCACUGCUGCUCUGAGUGUCAACGGUGUUCUAGUGAGCAAACAAAACUGGUGGUUGACUGGGCCCAUUGCUUUCCUUUCUGUUGCUCAAGUGGGGCUUGCGUUCAGUAAGAUUUUUGCGAAUGAUCUGAAUCUUGAGACCUAUCACCUAUCUCUGACAUGUUUCUAUUUCAACACAGCUAAUGCUGCUGUACUAAUGAACACAAAGACGUUUUUCGAUAUUGCAAAAAAGUUUCAAUGUCUGGCGAUGCCUAAUAACUUCGUUUUCCUGGGCCUCUUUGUUAUUAAUUCCAAAUUUUACUCCAAUUCCGUGCUCGCUACUCUCAACCUUCGCAAUUGGUAUCGGCAUCGAUACGCUGCGGGACAUCGCCCAGUUUUGAUGAUGCCUAGAGCAACGAGCGAUGCAUACAAGGUCCACGGUGAGACUGAGCAACGUUCAAUCUCGAUGCUACCCAACUUCGGCGGUUCUACUCGCAGGAGUUCAAUUUAUAUUGAUCAUAUCGGAGACGAGAACGGUGUAGAGAUGUACAUGGAGCGUCAAGUCGAUCUGGAUACGCCUGAAAGUCAUACUACCAUGACGAAGCAAACGGUGGAGUUGUUUACGCCACGGAACCCUGAUCUCCAACAGUAG